Cantharellus anzutake is the source of this 1167-nucleotide messenger RNA. RefSeq lists its product as uncharacterized. The transcript has a single exon. The coding region runs from base 1 to 1167 and encodes 388 amino acids. The record is from RefSeq and is a predicted model, not a curated record. NCBI's taxonomy places the organism in Eukaryota, Fungi, Basidiomycota, Agaricomycetes, Cantharellales, Hydnaceae.
AUGGCAUCCUGUGGGUCAGUUGUACAUGUCCCUCGUCCCUUUCACAACCGCUGCAUCCCGGACGUCCUAUUUGAGAUUGGGUCACUCCUAACCCCCAAGUCCCUUCGUGAACUUUCUAGAACAUGCCGAUACGCCCACGAAGUGUUGCUGCCCCUCCGGUUGAGGUCUAUCGAGGUUCAUCAACGACUGAGUGGGGAACAACCUUUCUACCAAUUCAUUCACAGCGUUAUCGCUCGCGGUUACGGUCAUCACGUCCGGAAGUUUAGCUUGCAUUUUGAUCAAGAAUUGUGCUAUGAUCAGGCUCAAUUGGAGUUCGCCAUGAGAGGUAUGCCGCAUUUGAAGCAUCUUGGCGUCGAGGGAUACGAGAACCAGGAUGCGUGGGAUCCCCUUUUCGCUUUCUUGGCCAAUAAUUCCGGCGUUUUUCGGCUAAAGAGUCUCAGGUUAUCCGGGAUGAAGGCAGCCACGCCGAACGUUUUGAGUGUGUUAGAAUCCCAGCCAGGAAUCGAAGAGCUCAUGAUAGAUUGGAUGGAGGAUAUUGUGGUGCCUCGACAGUCCCUUCCCGGAUUACGCAUUGUUGCGGCUCGGCCCCGUGCGAUGCGAUCGUUGAUACCGGGAAGACCCAUUACCCAUGUCGCUAGUCGUUACCGACACUUCCAAAGAGGUGUCGAAGAGCCAUUGAUGGAGUCAACCGAGUUCAUCACACAUUACUGGGCCUAUUCGGUAACGACUGCUGAAUUGCCACAGCUGCUGCCGGGCAUGCCCUACGUACGCUCAUUGACUCUCAUUCUCAAUCGGGACUGCUCGUUCCACUCUUCGCCUACAUCUCAGCUUAAAGAUGCAUGGACGUACAUCAAGGACAUGAAAUGUUUGGAGUUUUGUGCCAUUGUGGUGAGGGGAUCCUACCUUCGGGGCCUCAACUUCGAACAGGCGAUUCCAACAAUCCCAAAGACUCUUCGCCAUAUAGUGGUAUGCUUCCUGUACAUCUACGGUCCCUGGGUGCAACUUCUGAGGGAGGAUGGGCGUGACGGUUGGGAGUACGUAGAAGGAUACGAAAACAGAUCGGAUAAUAUACCCAUGCACAACAUCGAUUCACACUUUUGGGUGUCUUUGAUCCCUACCGCAACGAUUCGCACAAAGAUGAGUUCAACAUUUGGUGUGGAGUGCUGA